This is a messenger RNA of Monomorium pharaonis (pharaoh ant), 2566 nucleotides long. RefSeq lists its product as uncharacterized. The record is from RefSeq and is a predicted model, not a curated record. The transcript has 2 exons. NCBI's taxonomy places the organism in Eukaryota, Metazoa, Arthropoda, Insecta, Hymenoptera, Formicidae. The coding region runs from base 97 to 726 and encodes 209 amino acids.
UAAAAUUUAUUAUUGUUCAUAAGCGGGAUUUUGUUUUAAUAUAAAAUAUUAAUACAAACUUUUCUCUUUAUAAUUUUCUUCACAUUUUUUUUAUCGAUGAAUAUUGGGACCUUUACAGUACCACUAAAUAUAUACGUUGCUGCGCUGCGCCGCUGUUGCUCAGAUGCGCGUGCGCGAGAAAUAUUUCGCGAGUUUCCAUCACUGCGAUCACACGAGGAUCUUCGGUUAUACGUACGCCUAUUUCCGUUAAAAGUUCUUACGGAUUCCAUGAUUGUGUUUUCAUAUCGUUUGGAUGAAAUAAUGUUUCUUUUGAAGUGUGAUGAAGACGAAUCAUAUUGCAUGGUAAAUGACGAAGAUGUCAUUUUCAACGAUGAAACGGUGAAAAAGGGAGAGACUGUUCGGUUCUAUUACAACAAAAAACAAUAUUUUGGAGACGUCAUUAUGUUCUCAGAUGACCAAGAUGUAAUUGAAAAAGAGCUGAAGAGAAGUAGGACAGAAUAUAAAAUAAAACGAAGUAGCAAUAAAUCAAAGUACGCCCAUGAAGAAUUUGACAUAAAGAAACCCGGCGAUAACAAACUUGUUGGUAAAAAGAAAAUGAAGACAGAAGAAAAAAAUAGAAGAACAAUAUAUACUCUUGUAAAUAUAUAUUUAUUAAUUAUUUCUUAUUUGUUAUUAAUCUUUAAAGGACAGAGGAUCUAUUUUAAAAAUCUUACAGCUUUUCCUUGAGUAAGAUUUAUUAUAAAUCAUUGUAUUCUGUCUUAAAAUAUGACACUGUUUCAGUGCCACUAUAGUAGCUUUCCAUUCUGUUAAAACAAAUGUAUAUUAACUUAAAAAAAAAACAUUGACUAAUUCUAUCAAAUUUUAAUCUAUUCAAGUAAUAUAUAAAAAUGUGUAUAUGUAAACAGUGUUAUAUUUAAAGCAGUUCAAAUUGUUCAUAUUGCCAGUCACAAAUUAUUCGUUCAUGAUUAAAAGGUUCUUGAUUUCAUUGACCAGAGGGUUUAAAGUUUCAUUAGAAAAAGUUUAAAAAAUGAAAUAAUUUAUUUAGUUGUACAGUAUUAUUAAGUUGAUUUUUGUUCUGUAAAUUUGUUUUAUAUCACUUAAAAUUAUGCAAUAAUAAAAUUCACAUUUCUAGGAAAAUUCUAAGGUGUUCCAAAACAUUACCCGAUUGCUUUCGGGUAUUAUUCUAUCAUUGUUCUACUUUCCACGGACAACAAGGAUAGAAUGAUAUUCAAGAGUACUCGGGUAACGUUUUUGAACGCAGUCUAGAUAAUGAAUAUUUUAUUUGCCACACUUCAUUUAAAUAAAAAUAUUAUCUUUACACAAAGACUACAUUGUUAUAUCCACACCACUUAUUUUUCUAUAACCAACUAAAAUGUAUUAUUGUUUUAUAUUAUAUUAUUUACAUUUGCCAAUUAUCAGUAUUAUCAUUAUUGUUUUCCCAUGAACAGAAAACUAAGAAUAUUGAAGAGACUGUGAACAGUAACAUGUAUGCGAAAUGCUCGCGUGAGCUCGCGGUUAUGCCCUGUGGAUGUUCACGAGGGUGAGAAAGGGCGUCGUGGAGUCAGAUAUUAAUACAAUUUAUUUUACUAAUAAAUUACAGCACGAAAUGCGGAGAUGUCUGUGGCUAUCGUCAUGCUAUAUCACAGAAUGUCAUUUUAAUCACACUAGGAUACACGUUGAGUCCUGUAUGCUAACUUACUGUCCGAUGAGCACUUGCGUGAGUCAAUUUUAUUAAUCUAUCACCUUAAUGUGAGGAUGCCCGUGAGCCGUGUUGAGCACGUGGCGCCGGCGCGCGCUGCGCGUGCUGAGCGAUGAGAAGGUCCUUGUUGAUGCACCGGAGUUGUCUGCUACGUUUUCUCCUUAGGCGAACGUGGCUGAGAUGAGUUGAACGAGAUGAGCACUAGAAUCCCUGAUGAAUUCUCACAAUUACUAGAUUCACUCGAUUUACUAUUCUAUCUGAGCUGCGUAUACACACUAGGCCGGGGCCAUGAGCACUAGAGAGUAGAAACUGAACGUGACCGCCAGCGCUACCGUGCGCUGUCGGCGUUUAGCGAUCCAUGCGCUCGGUGAUCGAUGGAUGCUGCCACCUGACGGGGCGAGAACUAGUGAAAACUUCACUAAUUCUCAAACAUUCCGCCCGCCAUCAGCAACUUCGUUGAUGAUCCCUACUCUGUUGAUGAGAUGGGCAGGACAGCAAGCUUGAUCACCGGCCGAAUGAGCGUUGUGGUGGCAGUUUUCACUGUCACCACUCUGACGAGUCCAUCCUUGCCUGGGUGUAGAGCGGUCACACGAGCUAAUGGCCACUUGCAUGGUGGUAGUCUUUCAUCAGUGAUUAGCACCAAGGAACCAAUCUUUAUGCAGUUGUUCUUAUGGUGCCACUUUGAGAUUGCUUGCUGGCGUUGCAAGUAAUGCGACGACCACUGUGUCCAAAAUUGCUGGGCUCGUUGUUGUAUGAAUUGCCAGCGUGAGAGUCGAGAGAUCGCUAGAUCAUCCAGGGAUGGUUCUGGUAUAGCUGUGAGCGGACUUCCUAUGAGAAAAUGUCCUGGAGUGAGCGCUGAGAUGUCCU